AUGGCAGACGAACCUCAGGAGCCUAUAGCCAUGACGAACGCGAUGGACACGCCUAUAGAGCAACAGGAAGAGGAAGAAGACGAAGCUCCUUGCAAAAUGGGCAAAUUUGGAACCUGUAAAUUCAACGAUUUGAUUGGAAACAACGCCGGUGUUCUGUACGAGAUAUACGAUGGAGAUCAGUUAAGAGUCGCCAGUGAUCAAGUCAUGUCCUUAGAUGUUUACGACAUUCAAUCCGCUGAGGAUGCAAACAAUCGAGAGAUCAAUGAUCUUGGAGAUACUUCGCAAAAGCUAUCGCAGGCUGAUAUCGAGGAACUGAAAAGGGACAGUUUGAAAGGACAAGUGUCGUCGCAGGACGUCAUCAGGUCAUUGGUGGAGAACAGUGCUACCUUUGAGAAAAAGACAGAGUUCUCCAAGGCCAAAUACAUCAAAAAGAAACAGGCCAAGUUCACAAAGGCAUUCGUUCCAAUACUACCGACUGCAAAGACUCUUUGUGAUUUCUUUUUUCAAGAAGACUCGCCAAAGAUCAAAGAUAUUCGAGGUGAUACAUUGAGCAUGAUCCUGAAUGCAUCCAACGUACAUGCUGGAAUGCGAGUACUAGUAGCUGAUGAUAUUCAUGGAUUGCUGGUUGCGAGUGUGAUGGAACGACUUGGAGGAUAUGGUACCGUAAUUGCUCUUCACGAAAACGAUGUACCGUCAUAUGAUAUUCCGGUAUAUUGCAACUUUUCACCAAAACUCGCAAGUACUCUACAAACUAUCAGUUGGAAUAGAGUCAAUUCGGUGUUGAUUAGCGAAGCUGAAGAACAAGAACUGCUAAAAGGCACGGCAGCAUCACGAAGAAAUAAAAAGCGUGAUGCACUGGCAACAAAUAGAGAAAAGUUGACUCUUUUACGGAACGGUGAUUUUGAUGCCUUGCUCGUAGCAAGUUCAUUCAAUCCUGUUUCUGUGGUGGAAACAUUGUUGCCGUAUAUUAGUGGAUCGAGACCUGUUGUGGUUUAUCAUUCGUUUAAAGAGGCAUUGACGGAGACAUACAACUAUUUCAGAGAAUCAUCGGAGUUUGUCAAUGUGGAUUUAUGUGAGAGUUGGUUGAGGGAAUAUCAGCUUCCCUGCUAUCAAGCGGGAACACGACCUAUCAUGACUGGCAGUAGUACAGGUGGUUAUUUUGUUGCUGCCACAAGAACAUAUGCUGCCGCACCUGAAGAGAUUGUACAUGGUAACAAAUCUAGUGGUGGAGGUGGCAGUAGUAGCAAUGGCAGGCCAGCCAAGAAGAGAAGAUGGUGA
This is a messenger RNA of Synchytrium microbalum, 1278 nucleotides long. RefSeq lists its product as uncharacterized. The coding region runs from base 1 to 1278 and encodes 425 amino acids. Gene Ontology annotation, cellular component: tRNA (m1A) methyltransferase complex; nucleus. Gene Ontology annotation, biological process: tRNA methylation. Lineage: Eukaryota; Fungi; Chytridiomycota; Chytridiomycetes; Synchytriales; Synchytriaceae. The record is from RefSeq and is a predicted model, not a curated record. The transcript has 10 exons.